Messenger RNA from Varanus komodoensis (Komodo dragon), 1279 nucleotides. It is a transcript of the gene CDK1, whose product is annotated as cyclin dependent kinase 1. The transcript has 8 exons. Lineage: Eukaryota; Metazoa; Chordata; Lepidosauria; Squamata; Varanidae. The record is from RefSeq and is a predicted model, not a curated record. Gene Ontology annotation, cellular component: nucleus. Gene Ontology annotation, biological process: mitotic G2 DNA damage checkpoint signaling; G2/M transition of mitotic cell cycle; protein phosphorylation. The coding region runs from base 90 to 1001 and encodes 303 amino acids. Gene Ontology annotation, molecular function: ATP binding; cyclin-dependent protein serine/threonine kinase activity; RNA polymerase II CTD heptapeptide repeat kinase activity.
GGGCCCGUGGCUUGCCGGGGAGGCGAAAGGAGCGGCCGGAGCGUGCGCUUGGCCCAGGCGGAGGCUGCGUGGUCUAAUAUCAAGGAAUAAUGGACGACUACACAAAAAUAGAAAAGAUUGGUGAAGGAACUUACGGUGUUGUAUACAAAGGCAAACACAAAGCUACGGGCCAGGUGGUUGCCAUGAAGAAAAUUAGAUUAGAGAGCGAUGAAGAAGGUGUUCCGAGCACUGCAGUCAGAGAGAUUUCCUUAUUAAAAGAGCUACGCCAUCCCAAUAUAGUCUGUCUUCAGGAUGUGCUUAUGCAAGAUUCGAGGCUUUACCUUAUAUUUGAAUUUUUAUCUAUGGACCUCAAGAAAUACUUGGAUACUAUUCCGUCAGGACAGUAUUUAGACCAUAUGCUUGUUAAGAGUUACUUGUACCAAAUCUUGCAGGGGAUUGUGUUCUGUCAUUCAAGAAGAGUUUUGCACAGAGACUUAAAGCCUCAGAACUUGUUAAUUGAUGACAAUGGAGUAAUUAAACUCGCUGACUUUGGGCUGGCUCGAGCUUUCGGCAUCCCUGUGCGCGUCUAUACACAUGAGGUAGUAACUCUGUGGUACAGGUCUCCAGAAGUCUUGCUAGGCUCUGCACGUUACUCCACACCUGUCGAUAUUUGGAGCAUAGGUACAAUAUUUGCUGAAAUGGCCACUAAGAAGCCACUUUUCCACGGGGACUCGGAAAUCGAUCAACUCUUCAGGAUUUUCAGAGCUCUAGGGACGCCCAACAAUGACGUGUGGCCUGAAGUUGAAUCCUUGCAGGAUUACAAGAACACGUUUCCCAAGUGGAAGCCAAGCAGCCUGGCUUCUCAUGUGAAAAAUCUGGAUGAGGAUGGACUAGACCUGCUUUCUAAAAUGUUAAUCUAUGACCCCGCAAAGAGAAUUUCUGGCCGUGUGGCCCUGAAUCAUCCAUACUUUGACGAUUUGGACAAAUCCAAACUUCCAGCUAAUCGAAUCAAGAAAAGCUAACUACCCCAAAACAACCUGAGGAUAUUUGGAGCAGAAAUAUUCUCUCUCUCUCUCUCUUUCUCUCUCUCUGUGUGUAUUUUAUAUGUAUGUGUCCUGUCCUUUUCUAAAACUGUAGCCCUAUUUAGAGUGCUCUGGUUUAAAUUUUUGCUGAAUGUAAAUAUUAACCUGUUCCCUAACCCAAUGAAAUUGUUAACUGUUAAUGAAGUUCACCAUUGUAUAAAUAAACACUUUAAAUCUAGCAGAGGAGUGCAGACUCCUUUGAAGAUGCUGAAGAACUU